Molecule: messenger RNA, 2164 nt
Organism: Quercus robur (English oak)
Lineage: Eukaryota; Viridiplantae; Streptophyta; Magnoliopsida; Fagales; Fagaceae
Product: exocyst complex component EXO70B1-like
Exons: 3
Coding region: 101-1969 (622 amino acids)
Biological process (GO): exocytosis
Cellular component (GO): exocyst
Molecular function (GO): phosphatidylinositol-4,5-bisphosphate binding
Source: RefSeq, a predicted model, not a curated record
GGUCGAUCGGCCCUCCCCACGGCUCAUUUCUCUUUCUAUUUCUCUCUUCCAAACCUUCCUUUCUCUUUCAAUUUCUCUCUUCGACUCAAACCCCAAAAUCAUGUCUACGACCUCCAUGACUGGCAUCAACAUUGCUCAGCACAUCGUGCAGAAUUUGAACACACCAGUGAAGGCCGAUGAAGACAACGAGGACAAUUUGAUCGAUCCAAAGGCUGUGGUUGAGCUCAGAGAAAUCGAGACUAGAAUGGUUCGCCAAGUGUAUAGAGAAAGUAGUGUGUCACUAGUAGCAGGGUCAUUUUUUCCAUCAGCCAAGUCGGAAGCUGGCAGUGGCAGUUGGGAUUGGGAUGAAACAAAUCCAGACUCCCCUCUUAACAUUUCAUCACUCUUCCCAUCCAACAAGUCUGAGACUGAGAGCAGUCCAGAAUUCUCUCGUUCUAAUUCUGAUUCCAUAAUGUCAAUCUUCUUACCAGCCACAUCUCCAAUAGACAGUCCUGAAAACUAUGAAAUAAUAGUUCGAAGUCGUUCCAUACCCUCAUAUUCCAUAAUGUCAAUCUUCCCACCCGCCAUGUCUGAAACAGACAGCCCCGAUAAUUAUGAAAUAAUAUUUCGAAAUCCUUCCAUACCCUCAUAUUAUCACUUCUUCCCACCAGACAUGUCGGACACUGACAGUUAUGGAUCAUCACCUCCUAUGCAGUUUUCCAUACCAUCGUUACAUUUCCCACCCAACAAGUCAGAGACUAUUAAUAGUAGUUUAGUAAUUAAUGGAAUUUCUUUGGAGGAGCGGAUCUUAGGAGGGAUCGAGAAGAUGGAUAAAUGUAUUCAAGCUAUCGAUAUUCUCCAAAGCAAUCGCGUCGUUGAUCUGAUGUUCAUACGCACUGAUGAUGAAGAAGAGAUUGGCUUCAACAGAACCUUGUUGAAUUUCAGUCGAGCCGUUGCGCUUAGACGAGGAAGAUCGCCUGAGAAUCUCUUUAUGAUACUAGACGCGUAUGAUGAGAUGGCCGAGGCGAUGAAGCUAUUGGCCCACGAUCCUAAGUCCAAUCAGGCAAGAGCGAUGCUCACCGAGAGAGAGACACUUAUCGAUCUUGAGAACAAGAAGCAGAAUGCGAUGCAGAGUGGUGACAUUCACCCACUGACGCAGACCAUGAUGAAUUGUGUGAAAUUGAUUGUGGAUUAUAGUGAUACUCAGAACUUGUUGGAAAUUGGUGAAGAUGAUGCUCAAUUAGAUGCUUUACGAAAUCAUGAUAGCAAUAGCUUGAAAAUGAAUCCGCUAGCUAGCCAAUUGUUGGUGUUAAUAAACUUUUUGGAGUCCAAUCUCGAGAAGGAAUCGAAGCUCUAUGGGGAUGGUGUAUUGCAGUAUAUUUUUCUGAUGAAUAAUAUUCUGUAUAUGAAUCAGAAGAUGAAAGAUUGGGAUCUUGGUGGGCUAUUAGGUGAUAAUUGGGAUCGUAAGCAACAUAAGCAGACAAGGCAAUACGCUAUGAGUUAUCUUAGGGCUUCAUGGACCAAGGUGUUGGAUUGUUUGAAUGAUAGAGGGAUACCUAGGAGCUCGAGUAGUAAAGCCUCGACGGUGGCUUUGCAGAAGAGAUUGAAGAAAUUCAAUACAUGUUUUGAGAAAAUCUAUAGGGUUCAAACUGCUUGGAAGGUCCCCGAUGCUCAACUCCGGGAAGAGCUUAGAACAUCUAUAUCAGAAAUGGUGAUCCCAACUUACCGCUCAUUUAUGGGAAGGUUUGGGAAUCAAGAAAAGAGUGGAAGGCACGCUGAGAAAUACAUAGAGUACACAGCAGAUGAUUUAGAGAGUUAUUUGUUCAAUUUGUUUGAGGGAGUACCGCGAGUACUGCACCGCAGGAGGAGGAAAGUACAUAGGAUAAAGCAGGACUCUCAUGAAGGGCUAGAACUACGCACCCUUGUAUCUAUUAAGCCCCCUGUUAUGGGUAGAGUGAAAAGAGUACUGAUUCAGUUUAAUAAAGCUUAAUUAUAUGAUGUUGAUUUUUGUUGUUAAUGUUAUAAACUUGGGUUUGUAUGAAUGUUAAUUAUCUUUCAUGCUGUAUACUGUAAUAAUUUAUGUACAUGUAUGUGCUAUAGAUAUUAGCAUUUGUAAGUGAAUCACCAUUGCUCUGAAAUAUCUCUGUCCACACUUUAUUGGGCGCCCGUGGGCUACUUGACUGUA